This is a messenger RNA of Eruca vesicaria subsp. sativa (arugula), 1153 nucleotides long. The record is from the annotation of a GenBank genome assembly. NCBI's taxonomy places the organism in Eukaryota, Viridiplantae, Streptophyta, Magnoliopsida, Brassicales, Brassicaceae.
AUGGGCCGAGUGAAGCUAAAGAUAAAGAAACUAGAUAGCAUUAAUGCACGUCAAGGUACGUAUUGCAAAAGGAAAAAUGGGAUCAUGAAAAAGGCUAAAGAGUUAUCCAUCUUAUGCGACAUAGAUGUUGUGCUUCUCAUGUUCUCUCCCACCGGAAAGCCUUCCCUGUGCACCGGGAAACAAAGUAUUGGAGAAGUUAUUGCUAAGUUUGCUCAACUUGCUCCCCAAGAAAGGGCAAAGAGGAAGUUGGAUAAUCUGGAAGCCUUGAAGAAAACAUUUAUGAAGCUUGACCACGAUGUAAAUAUAUCAGAGUAUCUAGACAGAAGUAAACCAACGGUUGAGGUUUUAAGCCAACAAGUCAGGUUUCUACAAACACACUUAUCAGAAAUACACACAAGACUAAGCUAUUGGACUGAGAUCGAGAAGGUUGGCAGCAUUGAUGAUUUGCAGCAACUAGAGAAUUCAAUAAGGCAGUCUUUGUAUCAAAUCCGUGUUCAUAAGAAUGCACUGCAACACCAUCAGCAGCAGCAGCAACUUAUGUCCAUUGAAUGCAAAAACGAGGUAGAGAAUCAGAGUGACAUAGAUCUGGAUUUUGGAAUUGAUAUAGAGCAACAGCUUGAGAAUUUCUCAUGGGUUCGUACUGAUGAAAACAUGAAUGCUCCUCUAAAAGAAGACCAAGACCCUAAUUUGCAGUUUUAUCAUACGUAUAAGGACGUAACUUGCUCCGCAAGUUCAUCUUUUGAAAGUUACUCAGGGCUCUUUGGUAAAAACUCGGAUAUCAAAGCACCAAUGCCAGAAACUGGUGGCGUUCCUGGGAUAUUAGCUGAUCAAAACAUGCAAUACAGCAAUCUCAGUUUCCUAAAUGAUCCAAAGCUUCAGCAACUAGCUGAAUGGAAUCUAUUAGGGAGCCCUGCGGAUUACUACGUUAACCAGAUCUUGGAAGCUUCUUACAGGCCUCAGUUUGGAGGAAACUGGCCUUCUUCUGAGACGUUAACUUAUCCUUUUACCGUGUCUGAUGAUCCUAUGUUUUCACGGCAGCAAAACCUAUAAGUAGCUCUAGGAAAACACUGAAGCGUUGAUCCGAAGACGGGCCUUGUAAUGAUCGAGCAGUCACGAGAAUGCGAAAGAAGCUAGGAUUGGUGAGUUACAAGGG